Molecule: messenger RNA, 4552 nt
Organism: Octopus sinensis (East Asian common octopus)
Lineage: Eukaryota; Metazoa; Mollusca; Cephalopoda; Octopoda; Octopodidae
Product: cGMP-inhibited 3',5'-cyclic phosphodiesterase A
Exons: 14
Coding region: 164-3814 (1216 amino acids)
Biological process (GO): signal transduction
Molecular function (GO): 3',5'-cyclic-AMP phosphodiesterase activity
Source: RefSeq, a predicted model, not a curated record
AGCCAUAUUUUUCGAAGUUAGCACUUUAAAGCACUGUGUAGGCUUCGUUGCACGUCUAGCCAUCCGUAGUUUCGUACUCGGCUAUCGUCGUCGUCGUUCGUCUUCUGCGACCAUUCGGAUAUCCCAUGAUUCCCGGCAGGCAGCGAGUGUUGUGGGAAACAAAAUGGCUAUGCACCGCUCGUCUGUGUCGAGACGGGGCUCUAAAAACGAGUCCGAAAACGAUGAGGAGGAGUCAGAGAACAAUGGUUAUAUCCAGAUGCUAGUGAAGCCAAUGGAACAAAGUAAUUACGGCUUCCUUUUAAAUUGGGUGGGAUUGAGUGGGUCUAAUUUGAGCGCCCAGCAGGUGCGCGUUGUCUAUGGUGUGGGACUCUUGUUGACAGUGAUGUGUGUCUACCAAGUUUUACAAUGCGAUAUCGGACAAUUAUUCUACCGAUUAUGCAGCCUCAUAGUCCCCAUGUUUUGUAUUGUAAAUGCAUUUUAUUGGCUUUCACUAGUAUUUCGAAAAAGUUGGAGCAAUACUAGUCUCUACCUGCUGUUCUCUUCGUGUUAUGUGGGGGAGAUAGCGGCCCAAGUGAUGUUGGUCCGAAAGAACACAGGUGUGACCGCCGAGCAGGACGAUGUCUCGUCCAUGUACAUAAUGCAACCGUCUGUGGUGUUGGCUGUCCUCAUAGCAAUCAGUUUUGCCAGUUUAUUUUCUUCGUUAGAAACCUUACAAAGCGCUGCUGUAAUACUUCUGGUAAGCUUUACACGUUUCCUCGCCUGUACCUCUCUGGUCGACUUCCCCCAGAGCCUGCGGCCGUUCGUCGCCUAUUCUUGUGGAUUUUGUGGUAUCAUCGUAUCGAAGUACCUGGAAACCGUAUUUAAAACUACAAUAAGCAACAACAUGACUCAAGAUGGCAAAAUUCCUGUCAUCAAAAGACGCAGGAGUAGUUCGAGCGCUCAUGGAUUUUCUGCUCACAAAUCUAUCCGACGAACAUCUCUACCCGCUUUGAUACAAAAACCUCAGUAUAUGGACUGUGGCGAUACUAGGUCACUACACUCAAGUUCUUCAUGUGAUUCUAUCAACCCCAAUACUUUGUACGGUACAUAUUUUUAUCAGCUUCAUCAAAUAAGCAAGAGUUCCACUGCCAAUUACGAAGUGACUGUGAUCGGAGAAGCUCAUGGAUUAAUCACAGACAUGUUGGCAGAAACUAACUUACCUCCACACAUUGUCAAUGGAUUACGGGCUGUGAGUAUCUUGCUGAAGCCCCCUGAGAACCACAACUCCAUACAUAAAACUAAAGUAAGCCCUUUGGUCUCGUUAAACGAGACCACCUCCUAUGGGUCCGAUUCCGAUGACUUACCAUACACUGGAGAAAGGCCAACAUCACUACCAAAACGUCUUCGAAGGAGUCUCCCUCCUAACCUGAUCAGGCGUAUGUCUACAAGCACAUGGACUACCACAACAUCGGCCACAGGAAUGCCUACUCUAGAAGCUGAGCCAUCCCGGAUUCGAAGUUCCAGUUUCCGCCAAUCAAGAGAUUGGGCCAUCCCCGGUGGAAGUCCGUCUGGAAGUCGCAGUAACAGCCCAUCGCCAAGCUCUCCUGCCACCAUGGUUCUAGCUAUACCGAAAUCUCGUUCUUUCUCUGUGGCAAGUGCAGCCCCCAGCAACCUUGGACACCAGCGAAGAACUUCGAGAAAAAACAUGCUACCUCCUUCUUCUGCAUCUGUAGACUACCCCAGCGUGAGCCCUUCAAAAUUUGAGGCAAGUAGCCUGGGUAGAAGUGAGACUAACCUAGAUACGACGGAUGCAGGCAAGUUGAGUGUAACUAAAGAGUGCCAAGCUGCUCCACUGCGAAGAUUAGGAAAUAUUACAUCAGACUAUGAGAGUAACGAUUCCCCUAGCAGUAGUGACCACAGUGACAAUGUACUAACUGUAGACGAUCUCUCUAGUUCCUCCCCGCCCAAGAAAUUUGGCUGCCGUUUGGAGUCUAGCGGUGGCAAUGUUAGUAAUAGUAGUGGUGGUGGUGUUGGUGGUGGUAGUGGUAAUAGUGGCAUGAACCAGCACAAAGGCACCAAAACCUUUCAAAAAACAGUUACUGAACAUUCAAAGAAGGCUGAAGAAAACGAAAGAGAUGAAGAAAAGAAAGAAACUGAAUCCACAGAAUCGCGUCUAGAUUUCAUUCUAAAGAAGCCCCCAGAUAUAACAGAAAUUCCAUAUAGCAUCGAAGACGUAGAUAAUUGUCAAGAACUUAGUAUAGACAAGUUGAAUGAAUGGGAUUAUGAAAUCUUUGAUCUUGCUGCACGGUCUGGAAAAUUUAUUCUCAGUCAGGUGGCUUACAAACUUUUUAUGGAAGUGGGUCUUUUUGAAACAUUCCGCAUCCCUCUAAAAGAGUUUAUCUGCUACUUCCACGCUUUAGAACUGGGAUACCGAAACAAACCAUACCACAACCGCGUCCAUGCGACUGAUGUCCUCCAUGGAGUUUAUUAUUUAACCACACAAGGAAUCCCAGGCUUUCAACAGUGCUCUGCAGACUUCUUCACUCGGCAUGGCUCCUCCAGUGAAUCAGAAUCCGAUUCCACAGACAAAUGCGGGUAUACCCAUCGAGCAAGGAACAACCUGGAUGAUAGCUACGGUAUAAUGGGGGCCAAUUUCCCAGCCCUGGAGCUCAUGGCUCUCUACACUGCUGCUGCCAUGCAUGACUACGAUCAUCCGGGCAGAACAAAUGCAUUCUUAGUGGCCACCCACGCCCCACAGGCUGUUAUGUAUAACGACCGCUCGGUCUUGGAGAACUAUCACGCUGCUUCGUCUUGGGCGUUACUUUUGGAAGACCAUAAAUACAAUUUUCUGUGUGGCCUAGACAGUGCCGAAUUCAAGCGGUUCCGAUUCCUUGUGAUUGAAGCUAUUCUUGCAACAGAUCUAAAAAGACAUUUUGAAAUUCUAAGUUUAUUUAAUGCUAAGGUGAACCAUGACGAUGCUCCUGGAAUUGAAUGGAACAGUGAACCCGACCGGAUGUUAGUGAUGCAGAUGGUGAUCAAACUGGCAGACAUUAACGGACCGGCCAAGAAACGAAGUCUUCACAUAAACUGGACACGGCGCAUAUCAGAUGAAUUCUAUGAUCAGGGAGAUGAGGAAGCCAGACUGGGAAUGCCAAUAUCUCCAUAUAUGGAUCGACGGAAUGGUCAGCUUGCUAAACUUCAAGAAUCUUUCAUUAACCAUUUGGUAGCUCCCCUUUGUAAUGCCAUGGUAUCAGCUGGUUUGGUUCCUGGCAUUUGGGCUGACUUGGAAGAUGAAGAUUUGUCUGACAGCGAAAAAGGAGACAUUUGCAAAGACACAGAAGAGGAAACUGACCAGGAUAUUGGGGGUGUGGCUUCUUCCAAGAAAACAAAAACCAGGAAAGUUAACUGCAUUCUUACAAAGAACAUGAAAGAGAAUCAUGAAAUGUGGGUUGGCAAAAUAAAGGAAGAGGAAAUCCUCAACAAAAUACGAACUGCUGAAGAGGAAGAAGAAUUGGAAGCUGACAGUUUAGACUGCACAGAAUUAAAAACCGAGAUGGAAGCCAUCAAAGAAGAGAGUGAAAGCUGCAGCACACCACCAGUAACAUCGUCGUCGUCCUCAUCAUCGUCAUCCUCAUCGUCGUCGUCAUCCUCCACGUUGUCAUCCAUUUCUGUCGCCACCCCCCAUUCACAGUCAUCGCCAUCCCCCCACACGGCUACCAGCACCACAGCUUCAUUGGCAUCCCCGCCACCCCUGUCUCUGCAGCAAACACAACAACCAGCGCCAUCACCAACACCAACACCACCACCACCACCACACCAAUCUCCAAAGACUUAAAUUUAUGGAUGUUCAAAGAAACAACUGAAAAAAAUAUAAAUAUAUAUAUUAAAAAAAAAUGGAAAUCGACUGUCUUCAUUUCUGAAGACAAGAAAUAAUAAUAAUAAUAAUAAAAAUAAUGAUAAUAAUUUUAAUUAUUAUUACAAUUAUUAUUAUUGUUACUAAUUAUUGUUAUCAUUAUUAUUAUUAUUAUUAUUGUUAAGAUGAAAUUAAGACUAGACUAUAUAGUGUAAAGAUUGGGAAAGAGAGAGAGAGAGAAAGGCAUGAGAGAGUGUAAAAUAUUGGGUGUGUAACAGAGAAGAGGAUUGGGCGAGAGAGUGGGAUGAGUGGAAACGGAUCGUUAGUAAAAGAAAUGAGGAAGAGAGAGAGAGAGAGAGAGGAAGGUAUAGUGAUGAUGAUGAUGAUGAUGAUGGUUUGUACAAAACUUUGAAACAAAAUAAAGGGGAAAAAAGAUUACCAAAAAAAAAAGAAAAUAGAAAAAUAUUUUUAAAAAGUGAAUCAUUGAAAAGAGAAGGGAGACCAUGAUAAUAGUGAUGAUGAUGAUGAUGAUUAAAAGACGUUGUACCAAUCAUAAUAACAGUGAUGAUGAUGAUGGUGAUGGUGAUAAGAGAGCACAUUGUCUAUGAAUUGAACACAUUAUCAAUUGUACCCCAAGUGAUCAAUGAUUAAUCUGUACCUCCUUCAGUCAUUUUUAUGGUGUAUCGGUUUUUAAGUAAAAUAUCUCUUCUCGUGACUAAA